Molecule: messenger RNA, 1316 nt
Organism: Onychostruthus taczanowskii (white-rumped snowfinch)
Lineage: Eukaryota; Metazoa; Chordata; Aves; Passeriformes; Passeridae
Exons: 2
Coding region: 1-1086 (361 amino acids)
Source: RefSeq, a predicted model, not a curated record
AUGCUGCGGGACCGGCGCUCGCAGCGCUGUGCGGAGAUCCGGGCCGGGGGCGGCUACCGCCGCUGCGCGGUGUCCGACGCGCUCAGGUGGGAUCGGGAUCGGGGCUCGCGGAUUCGGGUCCUGGUCCUGCAGGUGUCGGCUGUGGGAUCCGGGCAGAGCCGCUUCUUCCUCGGCAAGCAGGGUGCGGGUGCUGGGGCCGGAGGAUCGAGGAGGGAUUGGGGCUGGGAUCGGGACCGGCGCUACCGCCGGCGGGAAGAGCCGCUCCGGGACGGGUGCCGGGACCGAGCCCGGCGCUGCCGCUCCCGCUGCGGCGGGUGCGGGGCUGGGGUCGCACCGGAGCUCCGGGCACGCUCCUGCUUGUGGCCGUGGGGAGCCAGGGGAUGCCGGUGCCGGGCCCGCCAGGAGGACGGCGCUUCCCUAGAGCAGACGCUGGAUCGCGGCUGGAAGAAGGCAGGGCACGGGGAUCGCCCGGCCCCGGGACCCACCGGCGGCGCCGCCCCCUCAGCGCCGCCUCCCGCCCCGCGGGGUCACCGAGCCCCCGGCCCCGGUAACCCUGCGGCCACCGCGCUCCCUGCCCGCAUCCCCGGGGAGCCUCUGCCGAACGAGCGGGGCGGCCGCUGGGGCCGGCUCCAAGUGUGCCCGGUGUGGGACUGGAGGAGGCCAGAAGCCCCCGAAAGGUUGGCAGCACCUCGUGUCCUUGGCAUCUGCAGGGGAGGAGCUGUGCCUGCAGCGUCCUGCCCGCGGCACGCAGCAUGCCAAGCACACGGGCACCGGGGCACCGGGACAGCGCCGGCACGGACACGGCUGAAGGGCUGCCUGUGGCUCCUCGGCCAGGGCUGCUCCGAACAGGCACAUGGAGAUGCUUCAGCCCGCACAGAGAGCACUGACAGCCCAGAAGGACCCGAGGAGCGGCUGGCACGAUCUGGGAAUGGAGGCACGGGGCCGCUUGCAGAGGGGCUCAGACAGCAAUUCCUGAUUCUGGCCUCCAAGAGUUCCCACACAGCUGCCAGGUAUGUCUUGACCACCCCAAAUCUCUUCCCUCCUUUCUUGUCUGAGGCCGCUGUCCAUCAGCAGCAUUUAAGCUAAGGCGAUUUUCCCUCACAGAUACUAAAUCCCAAGCAAUAGGCCUCGGAGAUGCCUUAAAAUCAGAGGUUUGAGUUGGGAUGAAGUUUGGAACUUUUCAGGGAGCCAGCUGGAAGUGCAGAAGUGGUGGAAGACUUUUGCAGUUCCCCAGUGAGAAGAACAUGACCUCACAGCCAUGGAGGCCUGACAGGGUCCUGCAGUGAGAGCUCAGCGCACGUCCACAGGGGUAAGUC